Messenger RNA from Clonostachys solani, 1137 nucleotides. NCBI's taxonomy places the organism in Eukaryota, Fungi, Ascomycota, Sordariomycetes, Hypocreales, Bionectriaceae. The record is from the annotation of a GenBank genome assembly.
AUGGCCUCUAACGUCGAAAAAUCCAUUGCCAACCCUGGAGAGGGCCUAGGCGACCCUUCCAUGAAGCGUAAGGAAUCGCCUACCGCUGCCCUACAGGGCAAAGAGAAAGUUGUUAAAAAAAAAGAAGGACCGGGUGGACCGUCCUUAGAUGUGCAGACCUGGAAGAACAAUGUUGUGUUGCCGCGUCUUCCGAAAGAAGCGACGGAUCGCUGGAACUAUCGGAAGAGCUGUCCCGACGACAUCCCAUUCCUUGAGAACAGUUGGUGGCCGGGCCUCCAAGCAGAAAUACUCACGUUAGCUAAUUACGCAUUGCCUGAGAUCAUCUCAUGGGACUAUGUCAACGACCUGGGCGAAAAGUCACUAUCCACUUGGUUUCCUCUCGCAAAGGACUACAUUGACCUUUGCGAGGCGCGCGAGCGUGAAGAUGGAUCAUCUUGCAUCUAUGCAGCUUGGGUCUGGCAUAUACUUUUGGACUGCAUUUUCUCGCCAUCUAGUAAGAGAUGGUUCGGUGAUGACUGGACAAGUUUCGGUCGAUUCCACUCCAAAUUCAAAGCGCACGUCGAUUCAAUUGACAACGAGUUCACCUUGUCCUUCUACGCGUGGAGGAGUGAGUCGGUGCGAUUAUUGUACGCGUUCAAUGGGGACCAUGUUGACCGUGAGUUGGUCAAGAAAACUCUAUGGGACCAUCUGCGACCCUCUUUUGUUGCCAGAGGCGCAGACGCUGGCAUUAUCGAGGAGAAACUGUCGCGUAUUAUCACCCUGGCUAUUCUUAUAGAUCGCCAAAUGCUGGCAUCCAGAUGGGAUUACAGGAUCGAGAUGAGCGAUCCCUCAUCGGACCAGAACCAGAAGAGCGGUUUCACUUUCACUACUGACGAAACCGUUAUGAAGGCUGAUGGCGCUUUCCAGGAGAUAGGACCCGCUGAAGAUGGCCACCGUGUCGAUUUUGUGUCUGUCCCCAGCCUGCGAGUACUGGGCGAACCAGCCGUGAGCCCCGAUGGUAAUCCUUACAUGAAGUUUUUGCACUACAGGUUGGUCAAAUAUUACCACUUGUCCAGACUCCAUAUCCCAAUGCAGGUAGUGACGAACCAGCUAUCUGAGAAUGCGCCCCAGAGAGAGGAGGCAAAGGAGGCAGAAUAG